GAAAAAGUGGAAAUUGGGGAAUGAGAGGGAGAGGGAGAGGGAGAGGGAGAGGGAGAGGUGAAAAUGAGAGAAACCAAAGUAAACUCAGUGUUUUAUGCAAAAUCAUACCAUCCAAUACAAGCUGGUAGUAUUGACGGCACCGAUAUUCUCCCCCACGACAACGCCAUUUACCGUGCUUUCCUCUGUUUUUCAGCUGGACUCUAUGACCCACUUGGCGAUCCCAAAGUCAUCGGCGACCCUUUUUGCACUCUUUUCGUUGGCCGCUUGUCUCAUUCCACCACUGAAAACACUCUUCUCAAGGCUAUGAGCAAGUAUGGUAAAGUUAGGAACUUGCGUUUGGUCAGGGACAUUGUAACUGGCGCUUCCCGUGGCUAUGCUUUUGUUGAAUAUGGAACUGAAAGAGAGAUGCGCCGGGCUUACAUGGAUGCUCAUCAUUCCUUCAUUGAUGACUCUGAAAUAAUAGUUGAUUAUAACAGGCAGCAGUUGAUGCCUGGAUGGAUCCCGAGAAGGUUAGGAGGAGGGCUUGGUGGAAGGAAGGAGUCCGGACAGCUUAGGUUUGGUGGGCGAGAACGACCAUUUCGAGCUCCUCUGCAAUCAGUUCCAUUUGAUGAAUUGAAGAGGCUUGGCAUUUCUCCUCCACCAGAAGGAAGAUACAUGUCACGCUUUGGGGUCCCAUCACCCCCUAGAAGAAAUCAGAGUUCAAUAGACCGGGAAGAAGGUAGCUCGCACAGGAGGAGCUCUAUUGAUAAGGAAGAAAGUAGACACAGAAGCAGAUCUGCAGAGAGGGAAGAACGCUACAGAAACAGGAGUCCUAGGCUCAAGGAAGAACACAGCCAUAGGAGCAGCUCUGUGGAGAGGGAAGAACGCCACAGCAAAAGGAGCUCUAGGGGCAAGGAAGAACACUCUGGCAAAUGGCACUCUGAAGAGAAGGAAGGACGUCACCGCAAAGGGAAUUCUGUUGAUAGAUCAGGGCGCUCCCGUGAAAACUUACUAGAAAGGGAGGAUCACCAUUAUGCAAAGGGCUCUUUGGACAGGGAAAAGCACAAAGAGAAAAGGAACCUUGGAGACAUGGAAGAGACCCCUCAGGAGUUGUUCUCAGAAGUGGAAGAGUACUCUAAUAGAAGUUCUAGGGAUAGAAAAGAAGCCUCUCACAAGGGUCACAAGCAUGAUAGUAGGUCCGACAGACACAAAAGGAGGAGGUCCACGACCCAGGAUUCCUCUUUCGAUCGGUGAUUAUCGGCAAGUUUCUAUGAACUGCUUUUGAUCUGCAUUUGAUCGAUGAUAGUAGGUCUGCAGCUGUAAAAAUUUAUGUUUUAUCCUGGCUAGGUACUCGACGACUCUUAGACAUAAUCAAGGCCAUCUCUUGCAGUUGGGCAGCAGUGAAAGAUUAAUCUUUAAACUGGCUCAAGUAAUAUGUGAGAAUUCGUAUACAUAGAUAUGGCCUGUUUACAAUAUGAUUUUUUUUUCUUAAA
This is a messenger RNA of Ricinus communis (castor bean), 1472 nucleotides long. RefSeq names its product U11/U12 small nuclear ribonucleoprotein 35 kDa protein. Gene Ontology annotation, cellular component: U12-type spliceosomal complex; precatalytic spliceosome. Gene Ontology annotation, molecular function: snRNA binding; mRNA binding. Bases 64 to 1233 code for a protein of 389 amino acids. The transcript is spliced from 8 exons. Gene Ontology annotation, biological process: mRNA splicing, via spliceosome. Lineage: Eukaryota; Viridiplantae; Streptophyta; Magnoliopsida; Malpighiales; Euphorbiaceae. The record is from RefSeq and is a predicted model, not a curated record.